Messenger RNA from Pipistrellus kuhlii (Kuhl's pipistrelle), 2491 nucleotides. It is a transcript of the gene GTPBP3, whose product is annotated as GTP binding protein 3, mitochondrial. Lineage: Eukaryota; Metazoa; Chordata; Mammalia; Chiroptera; Vespertilionidae. The transcript has 9 exons. Gene Ontology annotation, molecular function: protein binding; GTP binding; GTPase activity. Gene Ontology annotation, cellular component: cytoplasm; mitochondrion. Gene Ontology annotation, biological process: tRNA methylation; tRNA wobble uridine modification. The coding region runs from base 198 to 1676 and encodes 492 amino acids. The record is from RefSeq and is a predicted model, not a curated record.
AGGCCCUGCCUCUUUGCCAGGCACCAGCCAAUAGGAACGCAGAUCCUCGGUGGGUUGGACGGUGUGUCUAUUCAGGGGCCCAAUGGGAGCUGCGAAUCCUUGAGCGCUUUCCCCUCGCGCCGCGGAGUGGGCGGGGCCUCCUUCGGGGACUCGCCACCUCCGGGCCGGGCUGGCCGGCUGGUCGCCGCGGGGAAUCCAUGUGGCGGGGGCUCUGGACCCUGGCAGCCCGGGCGGCGCGUGGGCCUUGCAGACCGUGCGUGCGCCAGAGCAGCGGUGCCGGGGCUCCCGGGUCCGGGGCCACCAUUUUCGCUCUGAGCUCCGGCCAAGGCCGCUGUGGCAUCGCGGUGAUCCGGACCAGCGGUCCUGCCAGCGGGCACGCCCUCCGGAGCUUGACUGCGCCCCGGGAGCUGCCGCGCGCCCGCAGCGCCAGCCUGCGCCUGCUCACCGACCCGCGCUCCGGGGAGCCGCUGGACCGCGCCUUGGUGCUCUGGUUCCCAGGUCCCCACAGUUUCACGGGUGAGGACUGUGCGGAGUUCCACGUGCAUGGAGGCCCGGCCGUGGUGAGUGGCGUCCUGCAGGCCCUGGGCAGGGUGCCAGGGCUGCGGCCUGCGGAGGCGGGCGAGUUCACCAGGCGGGCCUUCGCCCACGGGAAGCUGAGCCUGACUGAGGUGGAGGGGCUGGCGGACCUGAUCCACGCAGAAACCGAGGCACAGCGGCGGCAGGCCCUGAGGCAGCUGGACGGGGAGCUGGGCCAGCUCUGCCGUGGCUGGGCAGAGACGCUCACGAAGGCUCUGGCCCACGUGGAGGCCUAUAUCGACUUUGGGGAGGAUGACAACCUGGAGGAGGGCGUCCUGGAGCAAGCCGACAGCCAAGUGCGAGAGCUGGCAGUGGCCCUGGACACACACCUUCGAGAUGCCAGGCGCGGGCAGAGGCUGCGCUCCGGGGCGCACGUGGUGGUCACGGGACCCCCCAACGCGGGCAAGAGCAGCCUAGUAAACCUGCUCAGCCGGAAGCCGGUGUCCAUCGUGUCGCCGGAGCCGGGCACCACCCGGGACGUGCUGGAGACCCCCGUGGACCUGGCCGGGUUCCCAGCGCUCCUGAGCGACACGGCAGGGCUGCGGGAGGGCCAGGGGCCGGUGGAGCAGGAGGGUGUGCGGCGCGCCCGAGAGAGGCUGGAGCAGGCGGACCUCAUCCUGGCUGUGCUGGACGCCUCCGACCUGGCCUCUCCAUCCAGCUGCGACUUCCUGGACACGGUUGUCACCCCCGCCAUAGCCCGGAGCCCCAACGGGAACGGCCAGCGCCUCCUGCUGGUGCUGAACAAGUCGGACCUAUUGCCCCCCGGGGGUCCGGACCUCAGCCCUGAACUGCCCCCGCACCUGCUGCUGUCCUGCCUGACCGGGGCGGGGCUGGAUGGCCUCCUGGAGGCGCUGAGGAAGGAGCUGGCUGCAGUGUGUGGGAACCCGUCCACUGGCCCACCACUUCUGACGCGGGCCAGGCACCAGCACCACCUCCAGGCUUGCCUGGACGCCCUCGGAAGCUACAGGCACGCCCCCGAUGUGGCCCUGGCGGCCGAGGCGCUGCGCGUCGCCCGCGGACACCUGGCCCGCCUGCACGGAGGAGGGGGCACCGAGGAGGUCCUGGACAUCAUCUUCCGGGACUUCUGCGUGGGCAAAUGAGGGGCCGCUGCGGCUCGGGCCAGGCUGGGGGGACACCGGGAGCCUCGCGACGUCUGGGAACGGCUGAGGCCAGCGGCCGGCAAACUCGUUAGUCAACAGAGCCAAAUGCCAACAGUGUUUGGUUCUGUUGACUCAUUGAGAAAUUUCCGAUUGGAAUUUCUUGGGAGAGCCAAAUUUUUUAAACUUAAACUUCUUCUAACGCCACUUCUUCAAAAUAGACUCGCCCAAGCUGUGGUAUUUUGUGGAAGAGCCACACUCCAGGGGCCAAAGAGCCGCCUGUGGCUCUCGAGCCGCAGUUUGCCGACCAUGGGCUUAGGCCAAGCCAGGUUUUCACUUCCUUGGGGAAGAACUUGACCCAGAACAUGAGUGAGCUCCCUGUGGCUGGUGGUGACCACGCUCUCGCUGGUCAGAUUCCCCCACGGGGACUUGCUGGGGUUCAGGCCCUCGAGUGGGGCUGAGUAGAGGUCCCACUGGGCACCUAGCCUGUGGGAGCAGCAGUGAGGGUUGGGAGGGAGUUAGAGUCUCAGGGGUCUUUUUUUCAUAGUGUUAAUGUACUUUGUAACAAACCAAAGGAAAAAAUCUCAGGUGAUCCGGAAACGUGGAAAACUCACCACCACCGCUGCCGCUGGUGUCACAGCAUAACCUGUGUCCUUCUAGAACUUUCUUUGAGUGUUUGUAUACUUGUGAAUGCACCUGUAAAACAUAUUUUAUCUUGUAUAUUCUACAUAAACACUGUGUGUUUAUUGCUCUGCAGGUUGUCAUUCCUUUUUCAAUAUUCAUCUUGAGACUUUGUCUCUUAAAAGUGACUUGCAAAA